Molecule: messenger RNA, 2899 nt
Organism: Drosophila ananassae
Lineage: Eukaryota; Metazoa; Arthropoda; Insecta; Diptera; Drosophilidae
Gene: IP3K2
Product: inositol-trisphosphate 3-kinase A
Exons: 6
Coding region: 351-2345 (664 amino acids)
Biological process (GO): inositol phosphate biosynthetic process
Cellular component (GO): cytoplasm; nucleus
Molecular function (GO): inositol tetrakisphosphate kinase activity; inositol-1,4,5-trisphosphate 3-kinase activity
Source: RefSeq, a predicted model, not a curated record
UCAGUUCGGUUCGGUUCAGUUCGCUUUCUGUUUGGUUUUCAGUUUGGGUUUUUGGUUCCGUUUCCAUUUCCAGAGCAGAGUCUCGACCAGUUGAGCUUUUGCUGCGAUCGCGUGCGGCUGGCUUCUCGGGCUACUACUCGUCGUGUCUCUGUUUAUUUGUUAUUAUUUUAUUGUUGUUAUUAUUAUUGUUAUUGUUAUUGUUUGCCCCGUUGUUGCUGCCUUUCCGCGUGUGUCUUUCCACCUAAAAAACAAUUUAAUAUCUCUCCAGUGUUUGCAGUUGCAGUCGCCUCAGUUCGAUUCCAGUACUCCAAUGCACUUAACCGAGUGCCGAGGGCCUGAUUCCAUGUAAGAUGUCCGUGUGCGCCCUGAAUCCCAAUCCAAAUCCGAAUCCAAAUCCCAACCAGACACCCAGCCAGAAGCAGCCACCGAAGCCGGCUAGCCCCAAGCCACGUCCCGGAUCACUGAUAACCGGAAAUCUACGUGGCGGUAAGGGUCUCUCCGGGAUCACUCCGCCCACACCGCCACCGUCGCCCCAGGUCCGGAUCUACGAGGACUUUGACAGGAUGAGUGCCAAGGAGGUGUACUACAACGAGGCCGGCAAGAAGGUCACCGUGAAGUUGCUCCACUUUCCGGAUGUGCCGCCGGAGGAGAUCUCCAAGCUCAAGUUCGAUGAUGAUGACGAGGACGAGGAUGAGGAUGAGGACGAAGUGGUGGAGGAGGAUGACCUGGAUGGGAACGGAGGAGCAGCCGAUGGCGAGGAGGCGGACGAGGACAGUGACUCCGGGGGAAAGCCCAAAACUCCCACAGACUCCAGCGAGACGGAGAAGGCCCCCACGGAGGUGGGGGGAGCCGGAGCUGCUGCCGGCAAUCCCAAGAAGAUAUUUCGACGUAAGCUAUCCGGAAACAAUAUGCAGACUAGGAAGUGCAGUCUGGCCUUCGCCCAGGCCCACGGCAUCCGGCAGCGGGCCGAGAAGAAGCUAUCGAUGCCCACCAUCAGCAUAACGGCCAAUUCCGGGGAUCAUGUGUCCGGCACUCAUAUCCAGAACGGCGGCCUCCGGCUGAGUCUGGGCCGGAAACUGUCCCAUCAGUACUCCGUGCCACUUGGCUCGCCCACCUCUCCCGGCCCGGGCCCCCGCAGAUCCCACUCGCCGCUGGGCCAGAGUCUCUGUCCCGGGUAUAUCCAGUACUCCAAGUCCCUGCUGGAGGUGCCCAUGCCCCGGGACUAUGGCUAUGCCAGCAGCGACGAUCUCAGCUCCGAGUGGGACUCGGAUGUGUCCACCUCGGCGGCCGGCUCCGCCGCGGGCGCGGGUUCUUCGGGUUCAACAGCAGCCGGAGGAUCGGGUCACAAGAAGAGCUCCGGCUGGCGCAAGAUCCGGAAUAUUGUACAGUGGACACCCUUCUUCCAGACGUACAAGAAACAGCGGUAUCCAUGGGUCCAGCUGGCAGGACAUCAGGGGAACUUCAAGGCUGGCCCCGAGCCGGGCACCGUUCUCAAGAAGCUCUGCCCCAAGGAGGAGGAAUGCUUCCAGAUCCUCAUGCAGGACCUCCUGCGACCCUAUGUCCCUGUCUACAAGGGUCAGGUCACAAGCGAGGAUGGUGAAUUGUAUCUGCAACUACAGGAUCUGUUGAGCGACUAUGUCCAGCCGUGUGUGAUGGACUGCAAGGUGGGUGUUCGCACUUAUCUGGAGGAGGAGCUGUCCAAGGCCAAGGAGAAGCCCAAGCUGCGCAAGGACAUGUACGACAAGAUGAUCCAGAUCGACGCCAAUGCCCCCACAGCCGAGGAGCAUGCCGCCAAGGCGGUGACCAAGCCGAGGUAUAUGGUCUGGCGGGAGACCAUUUCCAGCACAGCCACCUUGGGUUUUCGCAUUGAGGGCAUCAAGAAGAGCGACGGCACUAGUUCCAAAGAUUUCAAGACGACCAAGUCACGCGAACAAAUCAAGCUGGCCUUCGUCGAGUUCCUCAGCGGUCAUCCUCACAUUCUGCCCCGGUACAUCCAGCGCUUGAGAGCCAUCCGAGCCACCCUGGCCGUCUCAGAGUUCUUCCAGACGCACGAGGUGAUCGGGAGCUCCCUGCUGUUCGUCCACGACCAGACCCACGCCAGCAUCUGGCUGAUCGACUUCGCCAAGACGGUGGAGCUGCCUCCCCAGCUCCGGAUCGAUCACUACUCGGCCUGGAAGGUGGGCAACCACGAGGAUGGCUAUCUCAUCGGGAUCAACAAUCUCAUCGAUAUAUUCGUCGAACUACUGGCCACGAUGGACUCUGGACGACCCGCCCACGCCCUCCACGAUCAAGGGGGCGAUCCAAAAAGGGAUAACGACAUCGACGACGACGAUGAUAAACCCUAAAAUGGGUUUUUCUGGGGCUGGGCCCUACAAAAAUUAAAAAAAAAAAAGAAAAAAAAAAGACACUUCCAUAACCCGAAUCGAUUAACCCCAAUUUUAGACUAAGUUAGAUGAUAGUUUUUCACUUUUUUUUAUUUUUUUUUUUAUCCCUUAACCCUGUAAACUCGCCUUGAACUCUUUUGUCUGCGUACACUUUUAACCCAUUAAGUUUAAAAUCAAAGACUGAAAACACCCCACACUAUAUACAUAUAUGUCUUAGAGUAUGUACAUUGUGCUGAAGCUGAUGCUGAUAUACUGCUACUGCUGCUGUUCUGAAGUGUAAUUUAUUUAUCCAAAAAACAAAUACUUGAUCACCUCUAUCGAGAACUACCCGCAAGCUGAGCGAUUGUCCUAACUAUGAUAUCCCUCGAAGUGUAACUAAGGAAGCCCAUCAAUACGCAACAAUAGCCUAGGCUAAGCCAUUAAUAUUAUGUUUAUGCGACUACCUACUAAAUACUACUAAUUGUGCACUAUUAAAUUCAUUUAAACCAUCAAUACAAUCUGUUUUUGCUUUUCAA